Molecule: messenger RNA, 682 nt
Organism: Meloidogyne enterolobii
Lineage: Eukaryota; Metazoa; Nematoda; Chromadorea; Rhabditida; Meloidogynidae
Source: the annotation of a GenBank genome assembly
UACUAAGGAUUCUUUAGAUUUUUUAAAAAAACAAAAUGUAUACAAUUCCCUCCUUGCUUUUGCGUCGGUUUAUGUAGGCCACAGAGAAACUAAACUUUAUGGUGGGGUUUGUUAUCUACUAAAUGGCGAAUUUGUUAGAAAAAUGAGUUCGAUGGUAGCUGGAGAUUCGGGACCAUCAUUUUCCCAGUUAUAUAUAUUAGAUGCUGAUACUGCUUUUCAACAUCGAGUUUCUAAUGUUUCUUAUGGAGGGGAUAGAGUUAAUCCUGAUGUAUUAAAAAGUUUAGAUACUCUUCUUAGAAAUUGCCAUCCUCUUGCAAAUACUUAUAAAUCUUUUCAUGAACAAUAUUUAGACAAGUUAGAAAGGGAUGGCCCUGAUUCUGUGCAAAAUUUUAGACUCGUGCUUUUGGAGGAGCGAGAAGCGCCUGAACUUAUAAUAGACAAUACUUUACAUGUUAGACAAGUUAAUCUGCCUACAGAGGAAACGUUGUUUUCAUUGCAUACCGAGUCAGACGAACCUCCUAUUUUAAAGGGGCUUUUUAUUACUGGGGAUCAAGGGAAGUUAUUUAUUUUUCCGCCACAUCAUCCUCAAACAGAUACAUUAUGUUACCCUCUUUUGUUUCCGUGUGGAGAUGAUAGUUAUCAUAAUAAGAUUCCGUUUGCUAGAAAAGUAAAACAGUCGUAA